AUGGGACGGUGUGGCCUGGCCCGCAUCUCCGGGAUCUGCGGGAGGCUGGCACAGAACCGGGCCGGAUCACACCGGUACCGACCCGAAUCCGGCGAGGACCGGGACUGCGUGGUGUGCCUGGACCGGCUCCGGGAGGGGGACGAGGUGCGCACGUUAGCCUGCCGACACGUGUUCCACUGGGCGUGCCUCGACUCGUGGCUCGACCAGCUCAACCUCAUCUGCCCCCUCUGCCGCGCGCCGGUCGAGUCCGAGGAGCGCGUGGAGAAUAAACGGAGGCGCGUGGAUGGUGAUAGCCUACUCGAGUGGUUCCAGGCGGCCCCUUGA
This is a messenger RNA of Striga hermonthica, 324 nucleotides long. NCBI's taxonomy places the organism in Eukaryota, Viridiplantae, Streptophyta, Magnoliopsida, Lamiales, Orobanchaceae. The record is from the annotation of a GenBank genome assembly.